Rhodamnia argentea is the source of this 923-nucleotide messenger RNA. RefSeq names its product AT-hook motif nuclear-localized protein 28-like. Lineage: Eukaryota; Viridiplantae; Streptophyta; Magnoliopsida; Myrtales; Myrtaceae. Gene Ontology annotation, cellular component: nucleus. The record is from RefSeq and is a predicted model, not a curated record. The coding region runs from base 1 to 876 and encodes 291 amino acids. Gene Ontology annotation, molecular function: minor groove of adenine-thymine-rich DNA binding; DNA-binding transcription factor activity. The transcript has a single exon.
AUGGCGGCGGACCGUGGCAACACCGCCUCCCUCUCCCUCUCACACCCCCACUCUUCCUCCUCCUCCGAUGACGACACCUCCGGCCACCACCUCACUCCUCUCGCCCUCCCUCCACCCGCCGCCGCCACCAGCCCCCCCACCAAGAAGAAACCGCGAGGAAGACCACCCGGAUCCAAGAACAAGCCCAAACCGCCCGUCGUCCUCGUCACCGCCCAAGACUCCUCCGGCUCCUCCUCCGCCAUGAGGCCCGUCUUGCUGGAGAUCUCCGCCGGCUCCGACGUCGUCCACGCCCUCACGUCGUUCGCGCUCAGUCGGCGCAUGGGCCUCGCUGUCCUCAGCGGCUUCGGCUCCGUCUCCGAUGUCACGCUCCGCCACCCCCUGCCCCACGCUCCGCCGCUCUCACUCCGCGGGCCCUUCAACCUCCUCUCCCUGAGUGGGUCUGUCCUGGGUGGUUGCGUUAACGAUAAGAAUGACAAUGACGAGUCCGAGAACGACAGACCCGCGAGACAGCAGCGUCGUCAGGAGGGCUCAAGCCACUUCGGGAUAACUCUCGCGGGGGCUCAAGGGCAGGUGUUCGGAGGGGUGGUGGGAGGGAAGGUGGUGGCCGCGACGCCCGUGGUGGUCGCGGCGGCUACAUUCAUGAGCCCCAGCUUCCACAGGUUUCGAUCUGGAGGCGACGAAGAAGGUGGCGAUCUUCAGGAGACCGAGCCUUGUAUUGGCGGCGUCGGGGGAAGCGAACCUCCUCCUUGCCCUAGUUCCGCCGCUGCGGCCGGCCGCAUCUACUGCGGAGGAGGGGGUUUGAGCGGUCAGCCGAUGUCUCCCGAGGUAAUGCCUUGGGGUGGUGCAGCGAAUUCUGCCUCUCGCCCUCCUUAUUGAGCGAGAGAGAGAGAGAGAGAGAAAUUCAAGCUCAAUUUGGAAGAAAA